AUGGGUGCACAUGCGACGCCGAUGGGCCCUAAUCACCCUUUCGUUGUGUGGGGAUCGUGUUUCCUUUGGCUGGCAUCCAUGUUUGCAAUAAUAUGGUCGCUGCUUUUAUUCUUCUGUGUCGGUGAUAUUUUGAUGUUGACGGGGACGGAUAUAAUAAACGCCAUAGUUUUGCUUUCUGGUAUUAUAAUGCUGCCAACAAACGUGCACAUAUUAUGUUCAAUAGCUAAUGGCAAGAGAAUUGAUCACAAAUCUAAAGUAGUUUGCUGUCCAUUAUGGCUAUGCAUCCUGUGGAUUAUUCUAAUAAAUGCUUUAGGGGCAGCAUGCUGUGUCCAAAAGAUUUGUAGUGGCAAACGUGCAUGCGAUGAAAAAAUGAACAAGACUAUUAAGUAUUAUCGGAAUGUACCAAAAUACAAACAUUUUGUAGACAAUCUGCAGUGGUCACUAAAGUGUUGCGGGCUUAAUUCGUAUAAAGACUGGUUUGAUCAAGACUGGUAUGAUAAAAUACGUGAUUACGAGUGGGACCCUACGAUUAACAGACGGAGUGGGUACAGGAGAAGGGACCUGGAUUCGGUUACAGAUAGCGUCCCGUUAAGUUGCUGUAAAAGUGGUUCAUGCAUAUCUAAUUACCUAUUGGAGUUGGGAACUCACUCCAUUUAUACAACAGGCUGUGGGAAUUUGAUGUAUCGCAUCAUAUUAGCAUCUAUGAUAGCGCACUGCAUAAUGUUCGUAUCUGUUAUUCUAGUUGAGAUUUUGAUUCUUAAGUUCAUCCUAAAGGCGGCUCCAAAGAGCAAGGAUAAAAAAGGUAUGAAUAUGAAUGUGAGACAUAUCAUGUCCGUGAACGACAAUUUUGCGUCCAGCAAUUCCCUACAGAUAAACCCCGAUGAUACUGACUAUGAAAAUGAAGUGCAUCUUGGGGAUGUGCGAAUGGACACUUCGAGAAUGACAGUAGCCAAUAGAGUGAUUGUUGACGACGAAGAUUCUGAAAGUCCAAAGGAAACGAAAAAGUGGGAGGAAUAUGAUGAUUAGGUUCCACUGUGUAUUACUAUUAAGUAGUAGUAUUAAAAUAAAACUAAUAUAUUUGCUAAAAUAAAAGGUAAUAAAAACA
This is a messenger RNA of Helicoverpa zea (corn earworm), 1105 nucleotides long. RefSeq names its product peripherin-2-like. Gene Ontology annotation, cellular component: membrane. The coding region runs from base 1 to 1026 and encodes 341 amino acids. The transcript is spliced from 7 exons. The record is from RefSeq and is a predicted model, not a curated record. NCBI's taxonomy places the organism in Eukaryota, Metazoa, Arthropoda, Insecta, Lepidoptera, Noctuidae.